Molecule: messenger RNA, 2414 nt
Organism: Scatophagus argus
Lineage: Eukaryota; Metazoa; Chordata; Actinopteri; Scatophagidae
Gene: klf17
Product: Kruppel-like factor 17
Exons: 3
Coding region: 157-1509 (450 amino acids)
Biological process (GO): regulation of transcription by RNA polymerase II
Molecular function (GO): RNA polymerase II cis-regulatory region sequence-specific DNA binding; DNA-binding transcription factor activity, RNA polymerase II-specific
Source: RefSeq, a predicted model, not a curated record
UCAGCACUGUUGACACUCAGACUCAAUCCUGGAACACUCCUGAGCUGUCAACACUACCAAAUAGGUUCUAUAUGGACAGAGAAGAAACUCUCUGUUCGCGAUUGCAGUUUUAAGUUGUUGCCCUUUUUAAUCUAAAAAAGCAACAUUUCGGUCAGGAUGGCUGCAGCUGACGCGAUGAUGUCUGUCAUAACAUCUUUUCCGAGUGUCCAGCCGAUGGAAGGAAAACACGUCGACAAUCUGUGCAAGGUGGCUGAGUGCGCACGGGGCAGCGCAAGAGGUGGCGCAGACCAGCCGCUCAUCGAAGUUGAGUUCAGCAUCGUGCAGUCUCCUGCUGUGCCUCCCAGAGACGACGACGAGUUGGGAAAAUUCUUGGAUCUUGAAUUCAUUUUGUCCAACACCAUCGGCUCGGAUGUUGGAAGCAACAGCAGCAACGGUAACAUUUCUCCGCCGCAGAAGCAGUGCGCGUAUUCCCUGCCCGAGUCACCCGACAGUUGCAGCGGUAGCUCUGUGCCGGACUGCAGCGAGCACCCUCCUUCUCACCUGGCAGCGCAGAGCUAUCACGGCACAGCGAGCUUCACAGGCCCGGGCCCAGUGCGCAGUCUCAUGGCGGAGCUUCUCACGCCGGAGGUGAACUACCCAGUGGACAGUUUAUCGGACAGCGCAGGCAAAGUGAGAGACGUGCGGGAGUACACCGAGCUGCAAGCGUUGAAUCCUGUCACUAUUCCAGUAGUAGCUACGUCUCCGCCACCAUUUGGAUACAAAAUUAAAACCGAGCCUGUAGGUCAAUCUUGUAUGAUGGCUGCAGGUGGAAGGGACUUUAUGGGACAAGUGUAUGAGAGACACCAGAUGCACUCCGUGCAACCAGCUUUUACGCACCACCAGGCUGCAAUUCCAGGUUUCGGUGUACACCCCAUGCAUCACCCCGAACCUCAGGGACACACAGACUGCCAUUUGGCUCAAAUGAACCCUAUGAGCUGUGAUUAUCCCAAUCAACACCAUCCCCAAAGCCAAUACAUGAGCGCGCACUACCAGCAGCCGUACGCACACCAGAGUUUGCCACAGUUUCAAGGACAGUAUCGCAUGCACAGAGAGCCUGUCCGCGUUCACCAGCAGCAUCAUCCGGCGUCUGUACAGGGCCUGAUGCUCACCCCUCCCUCGUCGCCAUCGUUGAUGGAGUUCUACGCGCACGAUGACGUAGGGAUCAUCAAACAGAAGCGAGGUCGCAGGUCUUGGGCCAGAAAACGCGCCGCGACGCACAAUUGCGAGUUCCCUGGCUGCGGGAAAACCUACACCAAGAGUUCCCACCUCAAAGCCCACAUGAGAACACACACAGGUGAAAAGCCGUAUCACUGUAACUGGGAAGGCUGCGGCUGGAAGUUCGCCAGGUCAGAUGAGCUCACCCGUCACUUCAGAAAGCACACUGGACACCGACCUUUCCAGUGUCACCUGUGUGAGCGCGCGUUUUCCCGUUCAGAUCACCUUGCUCUCCACAUGAAGAGGCAUAUGUAGUCCAAAUUUAAGUUAUGGACACUUUUGUUUUGAAAUCCAUCAUGGGAUCAUGUCUGGAGCAUCCGAGACAAAACGCAUUUUGUUCAUCUUUCCCAAAUCAAUGAAAUAAAACGUUCCUGUAGGGACUUGUGUGCCUUGACAAAGAGUUUAAAGCAAACUUAUCAUACCACAAAUUCAUCUCCAUAUCCAGAACUUUUCAAAAGUCAAGUGCCUUUCCAUCAGAGAAACAGAAUGAAUGCUGAUGGUUUCUGUAUAUAUCUGUGGAUAUAUGAAUAUCUGUGGCUAAAUUAUAGUACUCUGUAUUUAAGAUGUUCUUCAUUCUGUCUUUCAGAUAAGUUAUUAAUUGUUAGUGAGUGACUUAACAAGAUGGCUUUUGCUUCCCAAAAGGGAAAACUCACUGUGGGCAGGACCCUGAAUGUUGUACAUAUGUAAAUUGUAUUUUUGUAAUGUUUACAUUGCUUUUAUCUUUGAUACCACUCAAAUCAGAUCAGGGUUUUUACUAAGAUUUUUAAAUGUAUUUUCUCAAGGUUGCUGUUGGUUUACACAAUAGAUAUUUUAAAUUUGUCAAGUGUUCAGACCUUGUUCUGAUCUGAUUCUGAUCUUGUUGACAAAUUCAGGUACUAAAACUAAUUUUCAAUCCCAUUUUGAGAAUCCCAAGCAUCAUGUGUCAGUGCACCCUCUCUUCACCCAGUUCACAUGUUACAGCUCAGUGUGCCUAAUUAGUGUGCCAUUAACACACAUGUAUUUUUUUAUGGAAGAUGUCUUUUUUAUUAUGAAUGAAGAAAUCCUCUGCAACCAAUGGUUGGAAGUGUUCUACUUGAAAUUGCCUCUCAGAUGUAUAUUUUUUCCCCAAGAAUGCAAUUGUUUUUAUGUGCUCAGAAAAUAAAAGUGCUUUAACAAAACUA